This is a messenger RNA of Bactrocera dorsalis (oriental fruit fly), 2192 nucleotides long. RefSeq lists its product as uncharacterized. Gene Ontology annotation, biological process: DNA integration. The transcript has 4 exons. The record is from RefSeq and is a predicted model, not a curated record. NCBI's taxonomy places the organism in Eukaryota, Metazoa, Arthropoda, Insecta, Diptera, Tephritidae. Bases 597 to 2192 code for a protein of 531 amino acids.
ACCAAACGCGCCACAUAUGCAUUGCCAAAAAGAACGUUUGCUGAAACGGUUUCGCACGCCCUCACACAGGAAACAGCUUCCCUACUAAGUAAACCAGCACACAAAGUACAAAGAGUUGAAAUGGAACAACCGGCGCUGAUGGAAGAAAUAUUGAAGACUCUGAAGACAAUUGCUGCACCGCGAGUAAAUACAACAGGAAGAUGUUUCAACUGCGGAAAAGCAGGUCACUUUGCCCGAAAUUGCAAUAUAAAAGUAAACCCAUCAAAACGGAAACAACCAACAGAUAACGAGGACGGAGCAUCCACAUCUCACAAAUCGUUAAACUAAAACGGAACAGUUCAAAGGGGCGUGAGCUGGUUCCCACAACUAUUUGCCCCGCCAUCUCGAUAUCACAAAUAGGUCGCCAUGACAACAAUCUUACUAUCAAUGGCAUCGUAAAUGGACGACUGUCAACGCUUACUUUGGAUACUGGUGCCACACAUUCAAUUAUCCGACCGGAUGUGGUAAGAGGAACAGUUGAACCAUUAGUCGAUUGCAAGCUUCGAACGGCCACCGGGGAGGAAGCAGCUGUCACGGGAAAAGUGUUUUGCGAAGUGAUGAUUGGUACCCUGGAAGUUAAUCACACCUUCAUCGUAGCAGAAAUCACGGAUGAAAUUAUAAUGGGAGUAGAUUUCAUGAUUGAUCACGGGGUUACUUUGGAUUUAAAUAAGCAAAUGCUGUUUUGCCAGAACAUGGAGAUGCCUAUAAACACCGGAUAUGUGACCAACGUUGAAAGUAAGAGGGUGAUUGUUGAUGAUAAUCAGAGUAUUCCACCAAAAUCUGAGGCGAUAGUAUGGGCCAAAGUGAAUGCAGGAGGUGGGACUGAAGAGUUGUGGAUUGUGGAACCAACAAAAAUAGAUACACCCAUAUUGGUAGGAAGAACGCUUGUGAAAGCUAGAGAAGACGCCACCAUUCCGGUCAGAGUAGUGAAUGAAUUCAACACGCCUAUAAGUCUGAAGAAAGGAGCAGUAAUUGGACAGUGCCAGAAUAUAAGUGCAAUAGCACGAUGCGAACGGUCACAACAGAAGCCUACUAUUGAACCACAACAGAUAAGUCCUACACUCCUAAAUAAUUUGCUGAACGAACUGCAUGGAAAUGAAAAAUUAAAAGCAGAAAAACUAUUAGAAAAAUACGCAUCCAUAUUUGCAAACGAGGGAAACAACACAGGAAGAACCGGCAUUGUCAAACAUCGCAUAAAUACCGGAGACGCUAAACCAAUCCGACAAGCUCCGCGUAGGGUUCCACUAGCAAAACGUGAGGAUGCUAACAAAAUUAUUGAAGACAUGCACAAAAAUGGUGUAAUCGAACCUUCAAUAAGUCCAUGGAGCUCACCUAUCGUCUUAGUCAAAAAGAAAGAUGGUAGAAAUACUAAGGUGUUGGUCUGUGACAAUGAGAGAUCUUUGAAUUCAGAAACCAUUAAAUCUAUACUCAAAAAUCACUUUGGCGUCGAAAUCUACAACACCCCACCCGCCCAUAGUACGACGAACGGUCAGGUAGAAAGAUUCCACAGUACCCUCACGGAAAUCGCCCGCUGUCAGAAGCUUGAGACUGGUAUCGCUAACACAAUUGAGCUAAUUCUGCUACGCACAGCUAAGUAUAACCGCACAAUUCAUUCAGUAACGAACAAAAAACCAAUAGACGUAAUACGUUCAACACCGGACGAAUUAAUAAGGGAAAUAAAAACUAGACUUACACGUAUUCAGCAGAAGAGCAGAGAUUUACAAAAACAUAAUGAAAAUAGACAAACACGACAGAUCAUGCUGCUUUCGUUAAGCUUUCGAGCUAACGCGGAAAUACUUGACUAUACCAACUCUUAUUACAUUCCAAUUACAUCCGGAGCUGUAGCUGUUUAUGAGCAGCAUGACUUUCUACUUCAUAGAACUAAUUUAUCAACAUUCGAAGCAAUAGCUGAGGAGACAAACGAACUACUGAUCCAAUUCCCACAAUCACAUGUUAAACGACUAUUAGAGAAUGACGCCAAUGAAAUAUUGCAACUAUUGGACGCAAUAAAAAUACACCAUCGGUACGCUAGAGGUAAAUUGUCGGACGAUGAGGAUGACGAGGAAGAGCGAAAUGGCAUAGAUUUUGAGGAAGAAAUAAUUGAGGAUUUAUUAGAGGAAGAGGAAUCUUCCCCACCCGAAGUUCUGCCAUAA